Sphaeroforma arctica JP610 is the source of this 765-nucleotide messenger RNA. RefSeq lists its product as hypothetical. The transcript has a single exon. The record is from RefSeq and is a predicted model, not a curated record. Bases 1 to 765 code for a protein of 254 amino acids. NCBI's taxonomy places the organism in Eukaryota, Ichthyosporea, Ichthyophonida.
AUGGACGUAGAUCCUAAGUCAGAUGAGAAUCAACCUUUAAAGGUUCCUCCUCACCAGACCUCUAAAGGUCAACAUUCGCUAUUUUCAGAUAGUGAAGAGGAGUCAACUCCUAUAAAUAAAAAGACUCAAAGUGCAGUAGUGGGCAGCUCUACAGAAAUGCAAAGUAAUGAGCCAUAUGAAAACCCAAAGGCUCUAUCAUCCAGCUAUGAUGAUUCUUUAGAGAUGAUUCAAACUGGAGUAAAAAGGAUGUCUUCAAGCGAGGUACGUCCUCGAGUUCAGGCAGCUGAACAAGAACUUCAGAGUUCUAAACCACGUGCUUCACAGCACAUCGAAAAGUCUGAAUCAGAUGAUGACGACAAAGGAGCAGGAAACGCUUCUACCCGCCGUUACCGGAAACCGAGUACAACCCAUUCGAAAUUAGAAUCCAGUAAAGAACUUCAGAGUUCAGCAGAGAUUCUGUUUCUACAUCCACCUAAAGCUUCAGAAGCUAAAUCAAACGUUGCUCAAGCUAAUACAGCUAAAGCUGCUAAAACCGCAGCUAAGAAAGCUCAGACUAAAAAAGCUAAGACUUCUACCGUUAAGGCUAAGUCUGAUGUUUCAAGUAGUAAAGGUAAGGCUAAAUUACAUGAAAAUGUAAAAAAGCCAACGUUCUCCAGGACGAAAAGACAUCUAGAUACAUAUGUCAGUAAUGGUGAAAGUUCCUUAGAACAUAGUGAACAUUCGAAUGUACACAUAGUUCUAAUUCAGCAUCAUCAGGUCAUUUGA